Vigna unguiculata (cowpea) is the source of this 3061-nucleotide messenger RNA. RefSeq names its product Leucine-rich repeat protein kinase family protein. NCBI's taxonomy places the organism in Eukaryota, Viridiplantae, Streptophyta, Magnoliopsida, Fabales, Fabaceae. Gene Ontology annotation, molecular function: ATP binding; protein kinase activity; protein binding. Gene Ontology annotation, biological process: protein phosphorylation. The record is from RefSeq and is a predicted model, not a curated record.
CAUUCAUUCCAAAUUUUCCCUCCUUUUCCCUUCCUUCAAGCUUUGUCCUGCAUUGUGUUUUCAUCAUUGUUCUUUACAUCAGGAAAUGAUUAUGAAUAUGAAUCAGUUCAUUGAUCAACUUGGACACUAUUUAUGCACUGAUGGAUUUUCUUAUUAUCUAUUGUUAAGAAAAAGAGAUUAUAGGCAUCGGUUUUCAUGACUCCAUGGACUUGAGGGACGCAAAAGUUGGCUUCUUUCUGUUUUGUAGUUUCUGUCUUGUCACUUUCUCCGAACAAGAUGGUUUCUUGAGUCUUUCUUGUGGUGGAAGAACAAGUUUCAGGGAUUCAUCUAACAUUUCGUGGGUACCAGACACCACCUAUGUAACCACAGGAAAGACUGCUACCAUCACAUACAGUGAUGGUUCCAACAACUCACUGAACAUCUCAGCUCGGUUCUUCCCAAAUUCUAGAAGGCGAAAAUGUUACAGAAUACCAGCAAACAAUUCAACAGCUUUGGUUCUUGUUAGAGCAAAAUUUGUGUACAAGAACUAUGAUGGACUUGGGAAACCUCCUAAGUUCUAUGUUUCAAUUGGGACAUCUAUUGCAGCCACCAUAAAUCUUGCUGAAGAUGAUCCAUGGAGUGAAGAGUUUCUAUGGACAGUCAACAUGGAUACACUGUCAUUCUGCUUAAUUGCAAUGCCUGGAGGGGGUUCACCUGUAAUUUCUUCUCUUGAAAUCAGACCACUUCCUCAGAGAGCCUACACAAAUGGCAUGACAGAUUUUCCUAACAAGUUGCUUAGGAAGAGUUAUAGAAUUGAUUGUGGGCAUUCAAAUGAUUCCAUAAGGUAUCCCUUGGAUCCAUUUGAUAGAAUAUGGGAUGCUGAUAGAAGUUUCACACCCUUUCAUGUUGCCAUUGGGUUUAAGAUUCAACUUAGCUUCAGACAGUCCAGUCUUGUAGAAGAACCACCAGCAGCUGUUCUUCAAACUGGAAGAGUUUUGGCAAGAAGUAAUGCUCUGACAUACAACCUCCCUCUUGAUGCAUUAGGGGACUACUACAUCAUCCUCUACUUUGCAGGGAUUCUUCCUGUCUUCCCCUCAUUUGAUGUUCUUAUAAAUGGAGAACUAGUAAAAUCAAACUACAAAAUAAAUAGCUCUGAAACCAGUGCUUUAUACUUAACGCGAAAGGGAAUUGGAAGCUUGAAUAUAACUUUAAAGAGUAUCAGCUUUUACCCUCAGAUCAAUGCAUUUGAGGUUUAUAAGAUUGUUGAUAUUCCAACUGAUGCCUCAUCAACCACAGUUUCAGCACUGCAGGUUAUUCAGCAGUCCACUGGAUUGGAUCUUGGAUGGCAGGAUGAUCCAUGUCUGCCUUCUCCAUGGGAGAAAAUUCACUGUGAAGGAAGCCUUGUUACAUCAUUGGAUCUUUCAGACAUAAAUUUGAGAUCCGUUAGUCCAACAUUCGGUGACUUACUAGACCUCAAAAUACUGGAUUUGCACAACACAUCGCUUACCGGUGAAAUACAGAAUUUGGAUGGCUUGCAGCAUAUUGAGAAACUGAACCUGAGUUUCAAUCAGCUAACAUCUAUUGGUGCAGACCUUCAGAACUUGAUUAACCUUCAAAUAUUAGACUUGCAGAACAAUAGUUUAAUGGGAACAGUACCUGAUAGCUUGGGAGAGUUAGAGGACCUCCACUUACUGAAUCUGGAAAACAACAAACUACAAGGUCCUCUGCCACAGUCUUUGAACAAAGAAACGUUGGAGAUCAGGACAUCUGGUAAUUUAUGUCUUACCUUUUCCACAACAUCAUGUGAUGAUGAUGCAUCAUCCAGUCCUCCAAUUGAAGCACCGCAAGUUACUGUAGUUCCUCAGAAGAAGCACAAUGUACAUAGCCAUCUAGCAAUCAUACUAGGCAUGGUUGGAGGAGCCAUAAUAGCCUUUCUCUUAAUGUGUAUUUCAGUAUUGAUAUACAAGACCAAACAACACUAUGAAGCCUCCCACACAUCAAGAGGAGAAAUGGAUAUGAGGAACUGGGGUGCUGCAAAAGUAUUUUCCUACAAAGAAAUCAAAGUAGCUACAAGAAACUUCAAGGAAAUCAUAGGAAAGGGUAGUUUUGGAUCUGUUUAUCUUGGUAAACUCCCAGAUGGAAAAUCUGUAGCUGUCAAAGUUCGUUUUGACAAAUCUCAACUGGGUGCUGAUUCUUUCAUCAAUGAGGUUAAUCUUUUAUCAAAAAUCCGGCAUCAAAAUCUUGUGUCUUUGGAAGGAUUUUGUCAUGAAAGAAAGCAUCAGAUAUUGGUUUAUGAGUACUUACCUGGUGGAUCCCUGGCUGAUCACCUCUAUGGUUGUCAAAAGACUUCCUUAAGCUGGGUGAGAAGGUUGAAAAUUGCUGUUGAUGCAGCAAAAGGUUUGGACUAUUUGCACAAUGGAAGUGAACCAAGAAUCAUACAUCGUGAUGUGAAGUGCAGUAACAUCCUCUUGGACAUGGAAAUGAAUGGCAAGGUCUGUGACUUAGGUCUCUCUAAGCAAGUAACUCAGGCAGAUGCAACUCAUGUCACCACUGUUGUUAAGGGCACUGCUGGUUACCUUGAUCCAGAGUAUUAUUCCACUCAACAGUUGACUGAGAAAAGUGAUGUAUAUAGUUUUGGAGUUGUUCUUUUGGAACUCAUUUGUGGAAGAGAGCCAUUGACUCACUCUGGAAACCCUGAUUCAUUCAACUUGGUGUUAUGGGCGAAACCAUACUUGCAGGCUGGUGCAUUUGAGAUAGUGGAUGAAGACAUAAGAGGAAGUUUUGAUCCCUUGAGUAUGAAGAAAGCAGCUUUCAUUGCUAUAAAGUCAGUGGAGAGGGAUGCAUCACAGAGACCAUCUAUUGCAGAGGUGUUGACAGAGCUAAAGGAAGCCUACAAUAUUCAACUCAGAUUCCUUGAAUCUUGUGAAAAUGAGAAUUGAUUUUGCAGCUACACAUGCUGCAUAUCAAGUUAAAUUAUGUCAUCACAGAGAGAUAAUAUUUUGCUCAAUAUCAGUUCUUGUUGCUGAUUGUAUGCAAACAAGAACACAAAGCAACAGAAAAAGGGAAUUGAUAUGAUAUUUAA